CUAACCUUCAUUGCAAGUGCAAUGUCUUGCACAAUGAAGAAAAAACCAGCAUUGGAUCAUGUUUAUUUAAAUGAUGCCUUUCAGUGUUCAACGAUAAACAUCAAUUUAAAUCUUCCAGAAGAAGAAAGUGUGGAAGGAUGUUCAAAAGGAUCCAAGGAGUUUAUAUUGACGGAAGAGGGGAAAAAGAUCAAACCAAAGCAGCAAUUUACCCUUCCAGAUUGUUCGAAAAAUGUACUGCGGAGCGGUUACCGACGCAUCUUCAAUAGAAAGACACUUGAAAAAAGAUUGCCCAUCUUAACAUGGCUGCCUAAAUAUAGUAUUGAGGAUGCAACGAGCGAUCUGAUAGCAGGAAUCAGUGUUGGAUUAACGGUUAUACCGCAGGCAUUAGCAUAUGCCGCAAUUGCCGGACUGCCAGUGGCGUUUGGAUUAUAUUCAUCGUUUCUGGGGUGCUUUGUGUACAUAUUUCUGGGCAGCUGUAAGGACGUUUCGCUUGGUCCUUCAGCAAUAAUUGCGCUACUAACGUAUCAGGUAACGCAGGGCUCCUGGCAAAAAUCCGUUCUACUUUGUUUUCUCUGCGGGGUUGUAGAGUUGACUAUGGGGCUUUUAGGUCUAGGAUUUAUUAUUGAGUUUGUUUCGUGUCCGGUUGCCUCAGGAUUUACCUCAGCCGUUUCGCUAAUUAUUCUCACCUCACAAAUUCAGAGCGUGCUGGGCAUAAUAGCCAAUGGCAAUACAUUUGUUGAGAGCUGGACGCAAAUCAUUAAAAACAUACAGCAUACCCAACUUUGUGAUGCUGUGCUCGGCGUCACCUGCAUUGCCCUAUUACUGAUAAUGCGCAUGUUGUCAAAUUACUAUAUUGGAGUGGACCAAGCGGACCAAAUGACAAGCCGUCGCCGUCUUGCUAAUAAGGUUAUUUGGACUGUUGGCACAGCACGUAAUGCCAUACUCGUCAUUGGAUGUUGCAUAAUGAGUUAUUUGAUGCAUAGCGAGGAGCAUGGCACUCCAUUUCGCGUAGUUGGCGUUAUUCCUCCUGGUCUGCCCAGCAUACAAUGGCCGCCUACAUCGAUAAGCAUUGAGCAAGCCAUCGACGGCAAGCCUCAUGGAUUUAUAGACAUUGUUUGCAGCAUGGUGUCUGCACUGUUUGUUAUACCGUUGAUAUCGCUUAUGGAAAGUAUUGCCAUUGCCAAGGCUUUUGCUAGUGGCAGACCAAUCGAUGCCUCGCAAGAGCUUAUUGCCUUGGGCACAGCCAAUAUCGCUAAUUCAUUUGUGCAGGGAUUUCCAGGUACCGGAGCGUUAAGUCGGGGUGCUGUGAAUAACGCCAGCGGUGUACGCACUCCUCUCAGCAAUAUCUACUCGGGCACUCUAGUUAUGAUUGCCCUUUUGUUCCUCACACCUUAUUUUUAUUUUAUACCACGAGCUACACUGGCGGCCGUCAUUAUAUCGGCAGUAGUUUUCAUGAUUGAAAUCAAAGUCAUCAAGACCAUCUGGAGAGCAAAAAAAAGUGAUCUUCUGCCCGGCAUUGGCACAUUUUUGGCUUGUCUGGUGCUACCACUGGAAUUUGGAAUCCUGAUUGGAAUCUGUAUCAAUGUUGUAUUUAUUCUUUACAAUGUGGCACGCCCCAAACUUAGCACAGAACUUUUUACCACGCAGUCGGGAGUGAAGUAUUUGAUGAUUACGCCUGAUCGCUGUCUAAUUUUUCCCUCAGUUGAAUACGUACGGAACUUUGUAAACAAACUGUCCAUUCGGCAAAAUCUACCCGUUGUUAUCGAUGCGUCCCAUGUGUACGGCGCAGAUUUUACCACGGCCACUGUUAUAAACUCUCUCAUUCGUGAUUUUAGUCAGCGAGAGCAGCUUUUGGUUUUCUACAAUUUAAGACCGAGUAUUUGUGCGCUCUUCGAGCAUGUGUCGGUAUCCCAGUUUACGGUAUACUAUCAGAUAGAGCAGCUCGAAAUUUUUCUAAAGAACGUUUAAUGCACAUUAAGAUAUAUCGACAGAUAUUGUGUAGAAGCAAAGAGAAUAGAACACCCACAGGUCAACGACUCCUAAUUUAUUUAUAUAUUCAAUACAAUUAUUUUCCGUUUAAUAAG
This is a messenger RNA of Drosophila busckii, 2084 nucleotides long. It is a transcript of the gene Esp, whose product is annotated as sodium-independent sulfate anion transporter. NCBI's taxonomy places the organism in Eukaryota, Metazoa, Arthropoda, Insecta, Diptera, Drosophilidae. Gene Ontology annotation, cellular component: membrane. Gene Ontology annotation, biological process: transmembrane transport. Gene Ontology annotation, molecular function: sulfate transmembrane transporter activity. The coding region runs from base 22 to 1968 and encodes 648 amino acids. The transcript has 6 exons. The record is from RefSeq and is a predicted model, not a curated record.